Antrostomus carolinensis (chuck-will's-widow) is the source of this 2081-nucleotide messenger RNA. RefSeq names its product outer dense fiber of sperm tails 2 (gene ODF2). The transcript has 15 exons. Gene Ontology annotation, biological process: regulation of cilium assembly. Gene Ontology annotation, cellular component: centrosome. The coding region runs from base 41 to 2014 and encodes 657 amino acids. The record is from RefSeq and is a predicted model, not a curated record. NCBI's taxonomy places the organism in Eukaryota, Metazoa, Chordata, Aves, Caprimulgiformes, Caprimulgidae.
UUUCAUUGUAUUGCCCUUUCCCGUUUGUGGCAGAAGAGCCAUGAAGAACCGUUCCUCAUCUCCCCCUUUGCACGUCCAUGUGGAUGAAAACACCCCUGUCCAUGUCCAUAUUAAAAAGGGUCAGAAAACCACACCUGCAAAAUGCCAGCAAAAACACAAACAGAAAAUGAAAGGGGAUACCACAAACACGUACCGAUCUGUCCGGGUGAAAACUAAGGCCCCCUGGAUGCCCCCAGGCAAAACAUCUAUCCGGGAUUCCACCUCCAAAUGGGAGGGACCAACUCACCGCCUAGAAAUGACACCUCCAGAUUCAGAGAAGGUGCUGUCAGUGUUGCGCCUGAGUGACCUCUCCACAGAUGAGGAGGAUGCUGUUUACUGCAAAAUGAACCAAUAUGAGAAGAAGAUUGAUAGCCUGAUGAAUGUAGUGGGAACACUGAAGAAUGAGGCCAAGCUGCAGAAAAAGGAGGAACAGCAGCAAAUAACAAAGCGUCUCCUUGAGGAGCAGAAAGAAGAACUGAAUGAGGUCACGCAAGAGCUGGUGGAAACAGAACAUGAGAAUACACUGCUCAGGCGCAAUAUUGAGCGCAUAAAGGAGGAGAAAGACCUGACUGUGCUACAGAAAAAAUACUUGCAGCAUGAGAAGGAGUGUUUGAUGACCAAGCUGAGUGAGGCAGAAAGGGAUGGAGCAGCAGCAGCCAGGCAAAUCCAUGCCCUGAAAAAUACAAUUGGCAGACUCAACAUUGAGAAACACAUGAGCAGCUCAGACAUUAGCAUGUUGAAAAGACACAAAGAACUUCUGCUCCAGAAAUUGAGCACCUUUGAAGAAACCAACCGGACACUACGAGAACUUCUCAAAGAGCAGCAGAACCGGGAGAAGGAUGCUCAGAAGAUACUGGAGCGGCAAGGAGCACUGCUGAAAAGGCUGUCUGACUCCGAUGCAGAGAAAGUGCAACUUCAGAUGAGGCUUCAGGAGAAAGAAAAAGAAGUGGACAAUCUUGCCAUUCAGCUACAGGCAGAAAAGGACCAGGCAAAGACAGCAGCUGAACUCUCCAAAUCUAUGGAGGCUGUGAGAGCCCAUUUGCAAGCGCAGUUGCGAAACAAAGAAGCUGAGAACAACCGUCUGACUACACAGUUACGGAAUCUGGAACGCAAUGAAGCUCAGCAUAAGGCAGAGGUGGACCGUAUCAUGGAACAACUGAAAGAACUGAGGCAGAAGGCAGACCGUGAUAAAGAGGCCCUGAAGAAAGCCAUCCGCGCACAGAAAGAGCGGGCAGAGCGCAGUGAAGAGUACGCAGAGCGACUGGCUGUCCAGCUAGCAGAAAAGGACAAUUAUGUUGCUGAGGCACUGGCUACUGUGGAGUCCUGGAGGAGUCGCUACAACAAAUUAGUAAAGGACAAGAGUGACCUCGAACUGGAAAUUGUUAUGCUGAACAGCCGUGUUGCAGACUUGCUGGAACAACAGGCAACUGUGGAGGACAAGGUGCGGGAGGACAGAGAAGCUUUGGUGGAUAAACUGCAUCGACAGACUGCAGAGACCACUUCUUUCAAAACGGAGAAUGAAAGACUGAAGGCUAGUGUGGUCCCAAUGGAGGAAAAGCUGAACCAAGCACAAAUGGAAGUGCAGCAGCUCAAGAGCUCUGCCAGGAACUAUGAAGGGUUGAUUGAAUCCUACAAGUCACAGGUGUUGAAGAUCCGAAUGGAAGCAGAUGAAGUGACAGCAAAACUGGAGGAGUGUGAUAAAGAGAACAAGACACUAAAGGAUGAAAUGAACAAGGAGAUUGAACUGGUACGUAAGCAGUUCCAGAGCCAGCUUGCUGAACUGGAAAAGCUGCCUGAAAUCUUAAAGAUCAGAGAGACACAGUUAUCAGAAUGUCAGGACCAGCUUCAGAGUUAUGAGAAAAAGAACAUGGACCUGUCUGUGAUGAUUGCAGAUCUUCAUCAGCGGGUAAGGGACUGGCAGAAGGUACCUGCAGCACUGCAAUCCACAAGUCUUGACAGCGAGAUGAAUUUCUAACCACAGGAAGGUUCAAGCUUUGUCUCUGUUCUCACUGCUUUGAAAAGAUUAAAUGUACACUGCAAAA